AGUCAGUCACGCACGAGAUGCUGCUGCUGAUGCAACGGUGCAUGGCAUCGCAGUUGCUCCUGCUUAGACACAGCGAUGAUCUCUCGUGUCAUCGAAGCAGUUUCGUCCGCAGAGGCGUUAGACCCACCUCGUUCGCAAUCCCCGCUUGGUCAGGGUGGCGUUUCGGUGCCACAAACCGUCUGUACAGACGCCGAACAAGACGCUGUGGACGGUAAACUUGACGCGAAGAGGGAACCGGGCCGAUGUGUGUGUGGACUCGCAGCGUCGUUUGAGAUCAGCAGCUGACUGAUGAUGGGUUGGAAGGGCUGUGGACGUUACAGAGAGGGGUUACUCUCUGUCUCUGUCUCUCUCUCUGCAUUGAAUUGCUGGGUUUCUAUGAAAAGCAUGGGAAUCACGAUUGCAGGGAGCACGUUCCUGUUGCUGUCGCUCAGAAGUGUAGUAGUAAUGAUGCAGAUGUGGCUGGCAUGGAGAUAGACCGCGUACAGGUAUAAGGCAGAAUGAUGUGAGGCGUUUCCGUGUUGGUGUGGAUAUACGAGUAGCUGGCGAUGCGUCUGUGGAUGGGAUUACCUAGAGAGUCUGGAUGAAGAGAUGUUGUGCCGAGAGUAUUAUGAGGAGUCAUGUUAGGUGCCAUGUUGCGAUGUCAUUCUGUGACAGAGAGAGAGAGAGAUGGACGGACAGUCUGUCAUGAUAAGUGUUUCAGAGAUGGGAAUAAUCUCUUUCUUGUCAGGAAUGUCACUGCUACGUUCCACAGAAUUAAUUUCGAUUCUCUUGAGAUUCUCCGGUUGGGUGAUUCCAAAUCCUCCAGUCUGCUUUGUUAGCGACUUUUCGAAAGCUUUCGAUCUAGUGUAGGGAUUAAUGAGUUGACGAAUUCUCGGUUGAAUCUUGAUUGGAAGAUAUUUUACUAACCAACUCAACUUCUCGUUAGUUUGACUUGCGACACGCUACACGAAUCUCUGCAGCGGAGCGGCUGUCCAAAGUCGUGCGUGUACUUUAACUCGAGCUGUCGAGGUGGAGCUUGUGAUAGUGGGGAUUAGGUCAUUCAUUUAAGAGUCGUCCCCCAGCAUUGUUUUUUUUGAAAAGCAAUGGCUCCAAAGAGGCGACGGUCGUCUCAAGAGGAGAAGGAUGCCAAGAAGACACACUUCAUACCGUUGUACUUGCGGAAGAUUCCUAGCUCAAAUGUACCAGGGGAAGCUCCGCACGUAGCGAUGAAGGACGCCCCUUCCAUUAUUCCGGAUAGGAAUGAGGACAAGCAUGAGAGCCGAAAUAACUUAUUUGAUAUGGAUGAUGUGCUUCCAAUUCAACAUCCGCAUCCUGGUGUCGCUGCUCCGCUAGCUAUCAAGAUUCCCACUAUGUUAAUGCUCGGGAGCAAUCCACGUUUCUCAGGACUAAUUAAGUCAAAAGAUGUGGAGAUGAAGGAUGCAGAGGUUAGUGGCUCAAAAGAGCUGGGGUCCAAAACUCCGUCGUCAAAGAAACUCAAGAAGAGCUCUGUGAUUACAUGUAGCCUUGAGGAGGAGGAGAAGAAGAAGGAGGAGGACUUGGCUAACGUAAAGUUCGACAUUCUACCUGCGCCUAAGACAAUAGCCUUUGCAGCACGUGAUGAACCUGACACUCUUGGCAAAGAAAAAAGCGAGAAUUCUGACUACAUACGCAACUCUGGAUCUACCAAGCUCGAAACUUCAAGCGGGGAGGUGUCUUCCUUUUCUUAUGAUGCGAUUUCUGUUCAAGAUGACGGCUCCAAAAGGUCAAGAGACUCAAUUCUCCUUUCUGCUAAAAUUUUCGAGAGGGGUGCCGUGGUGCGUCGAGAAAAGGAUAAGCUGGAGGGUCAAGCCGAUUUUGGAUUUCAACCAGAGCUGAGGUUUGGCAGUUAUCCACCGCGUCCACCCCUCCAUUUAAUCUUCAAGCACGACGUCAAGAAGCGUCUGGAUUACAAAGACCUGCAGCACAUGGAGUUUGUCGAGAAUUGGACGGUUUAUGCAUUGCCUGAGACGGUGACUGAGCCCGAAGAGUACUUUGAGCGGCAGGCGUUUACUCUGAGCGACUGUAAAGUUGCCAUUAACAUUCCUCUCUACAUGUUUGACAAUCCACAGAUCGAUCUGAAGUAUCCCGCUCGUGAUCUCAAGGAGGCACGAAAAAGAGGCGAGAAAGGAGUUAAGGCACGCUCAAGGUAUUUCCUCACAUCCAUCAAGAGGUUUGUGUGGGCCCCCUGUUUGAUCGUGGACUACGACAGCAAAACGGAUACUUUCGACCUGGAGUGGUGUAACAAUGGCGCCCGGAAGCAUGUCAAACGAAUCAACUUCAUCCUAGACAGGGAAAAUGAGAGUAGUUUCCUGCUACGACUAUGUGGAGCGAAAGAUUUGAAAAAGAAUACUGAAGCAUCUAAUCGUUACAUGCACUACGUCAAAGGGCUACCAUUUGAUAACCCAGAACUUAUCAAUGAGAAAUUCAAAACCAAGGCCAGGACAUUGGUUGGUUGGGAACUCAGUGCCCGUUAUCCGGAGAGGUUGGAGGCUGUUUUGGACGAGUGUCGAGAAGAUUACCAUGACGCAGUAAACCAAGGCAUCCAGGAUUAUCGCUUAAAAAUUAACCUUCACGAGGGCGAAAAGCUAGCUGCUAUGCAGAUUUUUCCUUUGCAAGGACUCAAAGCACCCUGUCCAAGGCAAGGUUGUGCUCCUACACAGUGUGAUCCGGAGCAGAAGUUUUUGGCAAUUAGAAGAUUGAUACAUGAUACUCUGAUUAUUGCCGAGCUUGCUAUGUUAUUUGCACUACAGCUUUUCCACAGGGAGUAUGACAUUAGCGAACAAACAUUGGUUAACCCUAUUCUCUUUACAAAGCCGAGGCCCAUGUCCUGGUCCUACUUUCCUCCUCUACAAGAUGGAUGGUGUUCCGACAGAUCAGACGACAUAAAAGCUACGUGGAUGGGGAACGUUGUGGGACUGGUAGAAGAAAUUAUCCCACCCAGUGACAUAACCGAUCAGCAGAAAUCACACGUUCGUCGCUUUGCAUACAGACUCCACUUCACAAUGACGCAACAUCUUCGUGAUGUUGUUCUCAACUCUGUGGACGCCUGGGCAAAGCUUUGGGACGCUUAUACUAUGGGUGAGGUCAUUGAAGACGAGGAUGCCGAUGACUUUGUAAUGCCUGAUAACGACACGCCCCUAGAGGCGGAAGUUGAAGAACCCAAGCCAAAACCUUAUUUUCUCGUCAAACUUUCUGUGGAUAAGGAUUGUAAAUUUGUUUUCGUGCCCGAGUUGGAAGAGAUUAAAGAGGUCAUUCUGGUGAUGCUUGAUGAUAUUACUUUGAGCGUUGCGGGUAUAGAAAAUUUGGUUUCUCGCCUUGAUUCUAAAAUAGUCGAAGUGAACAAAACCCAAGAGAUCCACACAGUUACUAAAGACCAUCUCCGAGUAGUAGCUGCCCGGACCAAAAUACAGGUUCAGAAUUUGGAUACCCGCCUUUAUUUCACCUUUAGGCUUGUGUUAAUGCAAUUUUAUCAUUACGAUGACUUUGUAGAGGUGGCAACGACCAACAUGGAAGAGUAUUUAGCAAAAUAUAAAGCUUUAAAUUGCAAUAUCGAUGACUAUGAAAAAGAGGUCGAGCGUCUUAACAAGCUUGCUGCCGAUGUCAUGGCUGCGUCGGAGGACGAGGUAUGGUUGAACAUGUUUGUUGUCGAUUGCAAAACAAUUCAAGAGUUUGUGAAUGUCAAGGCCUCGAAUUUAGCAAAAGAGCUUCUAAAACAAGUGUUGGAGGCCGCUUGGCAAAGGAACACUGAUAUUUGUAAAAAGUUUCAAACAAUUCAGGACACUCUUCUAAAGUCACUGGAAAGUGCCGAAGAAUGGUUUUUUCUGAGAGAAUAUUUAGACAAAAACAAGCAGUACAACAUAAUGAAAGAUUCCAUCAAUAUACCUCAGCAGGUGAGAGACUUAUUCGAGAGGAAGGCUUUCUUGAUGCCAAAUAUCGACUUUGAGUUGUACUGGGCUACAAUCGCCUGGCCCCAGCAACUUCAAAAAGACGUCGAUGAAGCUGAAAAGAUUCUUGUUGCUGGCAAGACGAAAUACAUGGGUGAGCUCGUGAUGAAUCAAAUGAUGCUGAAGAAAGAGGUUGUCGACCUUGAAACUCUUGUGAGAGAGUUUAUGGAUCUGGGAGAUUUGGAGAGUUGGGAGGAAAGAUAUAUAGUCUGUACCGAGCUUGAGGCGAAGCUCAAAGACUGCCAUAACAAGGCUGAUCUGUAUGGGAGGCGAGAGGAGAUUUUUGGACAAAUCUCAGUCGAGCAUCCCGCCAUUGAGAAGAUGGAAAAAGAUUUUGAGAAUCAUAUCAGUUUUUGGCACACAGCCAAUGACUUUCUUAGAGUGCUACCCAAUUGGAUGGAUGGUCCUUUUACUCUGAUUGAUGGUGAAGAAAUGUUGAACAAUAUGGAUAAAUGGGUUCGUGCUUCAGCAAAGUGUGCAAAAUUACUGACGAAGGAUGUGAAAAUCGCUGCAGAGGAAUUAAGAAAGAGAAUAAUGGAUUUUAACGUAAAUGUACCCAUGAUUUACGCUCUGAGAAAUCCAGGUAUGCGUGAUCGGCACUGGAAGAGAUUGACUAAUCUAGUUGGGUUUGAGGUUGUUUGCACUCCUGAUUUCUCUUUGCGAACAGCUAUCAAUUUGAACCUACCAAAAUAUUUGGCUCAAUGCGAAGAGGUGAGUGAGUUUGCCAGCAAAGAGCAUGCAUUAGAAAAGUCCCUUGACAAGAUGCAGGGUGACUGGGCGACUGUCAAAUUUGAAUAUACUGAAUGGAAGGCAACAAAAACAUGCAUUCUACGUGGGACUGAUGAUCUCCAACAAGUGUUGGAUGACCAGUUGAUCAAGACUCAAUCCAUGACAGCGUCACCAUACAUUGGGCCUUUCGAGGAUCGCGUGCGUAUAUGGUUUGAGAAGCUUCAGUUUUUUAACAAGCUCUUGAAAGAAUGGUUAAGCUGCCAGGUUCAGUGGAUGUAUCUUGAACCCAUUUUCACUUCAGAAGACAUCAUGUCCCAAAUGCCAACAGAAGGUCGACGGUUUAAGCUUGUAGAUGGUGUAUGGAGGAAGAUCAUGGCCAAAUUAGCCAAAAACCCUGAUGCUUUGACUAUCGGCGGUGACGAGGACAUAAUGAAACAGUUGCAGGAGUCCAACAAAGAUCUUGAUUUUGUAACUAGCGGAUUGAAUGAGUAUCUUGAGACGAAGCGGCUUGCCUUCCCACGUUUCUACUUCUUGUCGAAUGAUGAACUUCUGGAGAUUCUCGCUGAAACCAAGGACCCAUUACGAGUACAACCGUUUUUAAAAAAGAUUUUUGAGGGAAUUCAUAGUAUUGAGUUCGAACAAAACAUGGUUGUCAAGGCAAUGAUCAGUGAAGAAGGUGAAAAAAUUUACUUUACUUCUCCUUUUAAUCCCAAAGAUGCGAUGGGAUCUGUCGAGAAGUGGCUUACUCAGGUAGAAGUGCAGAUGAGAAACAGUCUUAAGGAUGUGACAAGAAGAGCAUUUGAAGCAUAUGCUACUUCUGAACGAGUGCCCUGGAUAGUCCAUUGGCCAGGUCAAGUUGUCCUGUGCAUAUCUUCUAUGUACUGGACCUUAGAAAUGGGUGCUGCUAUUCAUGCAGAUGCCUUGCAGGCAUAUGAACGUAAAUGUACGUCCCAGCUCCAGGAUAUCGUGAAUAAGGUUCGAGGACAACUGUCGAAGCUUGAAAGAAAGACAAUUGGAGCUCUCAUUGUGAUUGAUGUACAUGCUAGAGAUGUGUGCAAAGCAUUGGCUGAGCAAGGCGUAAACGAUGAAUUGGAUUUCGAUUGGAUAAGCCAGCUGAGAUAUGAGUAUGUGGGAGAUGAUGACAUAAAAGUGUUAAUGAUCAAUGCUUGGCUUUUAUAUGCUUUCGAGUAUCUGGGAAAUAGUGGACGUUUGGUGAUAACACCCUUGACUGAUAGAUGUUACCGUACUCUCAUGGGAGCUCUUCAUCUCACCUUGGGUGGUGCUCCUGAAGGACCUGCAGGUACUGGCAAGACAGAGACCACGAAGGAUUUAGCGAAGGCCAUCGCCAUGCAAUGUGUAGUUUUCAACUGCUCAGAUGGUUUGGAUUACUUAGCAAUGGGUAAGUUCUUCAAGGGACUGGCCAGCUCGGGAGCAUGGGCUUGCUUUGACGAGUUCAACCGUAUUGAUCUCGAGGUGCUCAGUGUGAUAGCUCAGCAGAUUUUAACAAUUCAACGUGCAAAAGCGUCAAAUGCUGUAAGAUUUACGUUUGAAGGUGUUGUCCUCACACUGAAAAGGUCAUGCAACGUAUUCAUCACUAUGAAUCCAGGUUAUGCUGGACGAUCCGAGCUACCAGAUAAUUUGAAGGCAUUGUUCCGCUCUGUAGCGAUGAUGGUUCCUGACUAUGCUUUAAUUUCAGAAAUCACAUUGUAUUCUUUUGGUUAUCUGGAUGCUCGGUCGUUGGCCCGAAAACUUGUAGCUACCUAUCGACUUUGCAGUGAACAACUGUCAAGUCAGAACCAUUACGACUAUGGUAUGCGAGCUGUAAUAUCCGUGCUUCGUGCCGCUGGUGCCGUAAAGCAGAAGUUUCCAGAGGAAGACGAGGGUGUGCUGAUGCUGAAAUCACUAAAGGAUGUCAAUGCACCUAAGUUUCUCGCUCACGAUGUGCCACUUUUUGAGGGCAUCUUAUCUGAUUUGUUUCCUGGUGUAGUGUUACCUGAACCUGAUUACUCCGACAUGACCACGGCCAUUAGGAACAACUCCUUGAUCCGAAAUAUACAGCCUACGGCGUUCUUCCUUCAAAAGAUAUAUCAACUGUAUGAAAUGAUUCUAGUACGCCAUGGUCUCAUGUUGGUGGGCUACUCUUACGGAGCGAAAACAGAAGCAUAUCGAAUUCUGGGAAUGUCUCUCACGGAUAUGCAUAAGCAAGGUCUUGAGGAGAAAACAUUGUUUUAUGUUAUGAAUCCGAAGUCCAUAUACAUUGGACAAUUGUAUGGUCAAUUUGAUUCUGUCUCGCACGAAUGGACGGAUGGCGUUCUGGCCAGGUGGUUCCGACAUGCCGCAGUCGAUACUUCUCCUGAUCGCAAGUGGAUCAUUUUUGAUGGACCUGUGGAUGCUGUGUGGAUUGAGAACAUGAACACUGUACUUGAUGACAACAAAAAACUAUGUCUAAUGAGUGGCGAAAUUAUACAGAUGACAAUGCAGAUGAACUUAAUAUUUGAGGUGCAAGAUCUGGCAGUUGCUUCCCCAGCAACGGUGAGUCGAUGUGGUAUGGUUUAUGUCGAGCCAAGCUCGAUUGGAUGCUGGCCUCUGAUUACAUCGUGGAUGAAACACAUGAAAUUUUUUUUUCCAGGGCUUAUUGCCCAUUUUGACAUGGUAUACGAAUUACUGGAAUGGUUUGUCGAUCCCUGCGUCGACUUUACUAAACGACAUUGCAAAGAAAUAUGUCCUACAGCGCCCAUUAACCAGGCACAAAGCUUGCUUAAAAUGUAUGAAAGUCUCCUAGAUGAGUUCAAGAUUGUUCCGGGCACACAAGCCUCCACAACUGCGGAAACCUCUUUAGUUACUCCGCCCACAGGUGACGAUAUCAACAUGUGGGUUCAGGCCUUGUUUUCUCAAGCUCUCGUUUGGGGUGUAGGAGGAACAGUUGAUACUGAUGGCCGAAAGAAAUUCAAUGUUUUCGUUCGCAGGUUGCAAGAAGGAUUGACGACGGAGAAGGAGCUUGGUUUUGAGCUAACUGCUGGACAAGUAAUUAAAAAGCCUUCGUUCAAGUGGGCUCUUCCUUAUCCUAAAAUCGGAUCAAUCUAUUCAUAUUGUUUCUGGAAACCAGAGCAAACUUGGAAAGACUGGUUGCUGAUAGUGGACAACCGGCCUCCAGCUAUAGAUGCAGGCUACAACGACAUCAUUGUUCCUACACUAGACACGGCGCGCUACUCAUUUUUGCUUAUACUUCUUGUUGUUCACCAAAAGCAUGUGCUUUUCUGUGGCCCCACUGGCACAGGAAAAACGGUGUACAUCAAGAACAAUCUAAGUAGCUCAUUAGAUAAAGCCUUUUACCGGAAUAUCAUGCUGACUUUCUCAGCUCAAACGAACGCAAAUCAGACUCAGGCUAUCAUAGAGAGCAAGUUAGACAAGUUAAAGAAGGGUAUUUACGGGCCAUAUCCGGAGGCACGCUGUGUCGUUUUCGUUGACGAUCUGAACAUGCCAGCUCUAGAAACAUAUGGUGCACAACCUCCAAUUGAGAUUCUACGCCAGUGGAUGGAUCACGGUGGAUGGUAUGAUAGGGAAGACAACUCAUUUCGGUAUCUAGUUAACAUCCAAUUUGUCACCGCGAUGGGUCCGCCGGGAGGUGGUAGAAAUCCAGUGACGCCACGUUACAUGCGUCACUUUAAUGUGCUCGCUAUUUUGGACUUCGAGGAUUCUACUCUGUCUGUAGUAUUCACAAUCAUUUAUGAGUGGUGGGUUAGAAAGUCCAGACUUCCUCAUGAUGUGGCGAGUAUGAAUGCCAUCCUCGUGGAGGCUAGCAUUGACAUAUACCGCACUAUUCAAAGAGAGCUUUUGCCUACACCAUUGAAAUCGCAUUACUUGUUCAACCUGCGAGACUUGUCCAAAGUUUUCCAGGGCAUGUGCAUGUUUGCAGGUGUAAUGGAGGGUAAGAAAACGCUAGUGAAACUGUGGAGCCAUGAAUGCUUGCGGGUGUUUCACGACAGGCUCGUGACCGAGGAGGAUAGACUCUGGUUUUUUAAGUACUUGCAAAGUAGAGUGGAGAAGAAGUUGGAACUGUCCACUGAAUAUGUUUAUGAUUCAAUGGCUGAUGAUGACACAAUGACACAAGUGUACAAGCAGCUAGCAUUCGGCGACAUUAUGGAUCCUUCUGCAAUCCCAAGAAAAUAUGAAGAGAUCGCUGAUCACACCAAACUGUUAUUCAUGUUGCACGAAGGCCUUAAUGAAUUUAACGCUCAAACCAGAAGUCCAAUGCAUCUGGUUCUUUUCACGUAUGCUGCACAACAUAUCUUACGAAUAAGUCGCAUCAUCAGACAACCUUUUGGUAAUGCACUCUUGGUCGGAGUAGGAGGUGGAGGCCGACAAUCUCUCACCAGAUUAGCCACAUCCAUGGCUGGAUUUAACCUCUUUCAAGUUGAAAUUACAAAACUGUACGGCAUUAUGGAAUGGUGUGAAGACCUUAAGCUAGUUUUGAAGAAAGCAGGGGCAGAUAACACGCCAACUGUGUUCUUGUUCAACGACACCCAAUUGAAGCUGGAGCAAUUUCUCGAAGAUAUCAAUAACAUCCUGAAUGCAGGCGAGGUGCCAAAUCUAUACCCCAAAGAUGAAAUCAUGCCGCUCCUGGAUGCAGUUCGAAACCGUGCUAAAAAGGCUGGUCGGGAUGGCUCCUUGGCAGAGUUGUACAUGUACUUUGUGGAUCAGUGUCGGACCAACCUUCAUAUGGUUAUCGCCAUGAGUCCAUUUGGAGAUGCUUUCCGCACUCGGUUACGAAUGUUCCCCUCACUUGUGAAUUGCUGCACCAUUGAUUGGUAUAGUGAAUGGCCCGAGGAAGCUCUGCGCUCCGUAGCUACUAAUUUUGUCAGCUCUGUAAGAACAGCACGCUCAUUUGUUCAAUCUGCUGUGCGAGACAUGUGCAUGAUGUUUCAUACAAGAGGAACUGCUUUGUCGGUGGCCUUUCUCCAGGAACAAGGGCGAUACAUUUACGUCACGCCUACUUCGUAUUUGGAGCUCCUGGCUACCUACAAAGAACUUCUUGAACUGAAGCGCAAAGAGGUUGACCGGGUCAGAAACAGAUAUUCGAUGGGAUUGGAGAAGGUCUAUUUCGCGGAGGCUCAAGUCACUGUCAUGAAGCAAGAGUUGGAAGAUCUUCAGCCUAUUUUGUUGCAGACAGCUCAUGAAACAAACGUCCUCCUAGUACAAAUAGACGCCGAUACCAAGGAUGCACAAGCCACCCGUGAAGUCGUUGAGGCAGAGGAAGCAAUUGCGAGUGUCAAAGCAGGAGAGGCACAAGCUAUUAAGGAUGAUUGUGAGAAGGAGCUCGCUGUUGCAAUGCCCAUGUUGAAUGCUGCUCUUGCUGCUCUGGAUACCCUCACUAAAAACGACAUCACCGAAGUGAAGUCCAUGAAAAACCCUCCUGCUGCUGUCAAGCUUGUAAUGGAGGCGUGUUGCAUCAUGAAAGGGGUGGCAUCAAGGAAGAUACCAGACCCCAGCAAGCCAGGCGCGAAGAUGACAGAUUACUGGGGACCAGCACAGCAGAUGUUGGCUGAGAAUAACUUCCUGAUUUCUCUUAAAGAAUACGAUAAAGACAACAUGCCAGAUCAACUGAUGGGUUUGAUACGACCAUAUAUUAGUAAUCCGAUGUUUGACCCUGUCAUUGUGAGAAAGGCAUCGAAAGCAGCGUAUGGACUAUGCUGCUGGAUUCGUGCCAUGGAAAGCUACCACAAAGUUAAUAAGGUCGUCGCACCAAAAAAGGCGAGGCUGGCUGCAGCAACUGCUGAGUUUGAGGAACUGCAGGCAGCUCUGGCUGCGAAGAAGACAAUUCUGAAACAAGUUGAGGAAAAGCUUUCCCAACUUCAAGAUCAACUCAGUCAAAAAGGAAAAGAGAAAGCAGGUCUUGAAGCUGAAGUAAACAACUGCGAAAAUAAACUCACCAGAGCGGCACAGCUCAUAAAUGGGUUAGGAGGUGAAAAAACUAGAUGGACACAAGUUAUUAAAGAUCUAUCAGUCCAGUACAUUAACUUGCUUGGAGACGUGCUUCUUUCGUCUGGAUACAUCGCCUAUCUUGGUGCUGUGAGCAUGGCGUACCGUGAACCAAUCUUAAAAGAUUGGGACAUCGCCUUGAGAGAAAGAGAAAUUCCAUGCUCUGAGGAGUUCUCAUUAUCCAAAAUCCUUGGUGAUCCCGUCACGAUUCGUGACUGGGUGAUUGCUGGCCUUCCCAACGAUAGCUUCUCUAUUGACAAUGCGAUCAUCAUGAGCGCGGCAAGGCGGUGGCCACUGCUGAUUGAUCCUCAAGGACAAGCUAAUAAGUGGAUCAGAAACAAGGAAAAGCGUAACAAUUUGCAAACGAUGAAGUUGGGUGACGGAGACUUUAUGCGAAAGCUCGAAGCUUGUAUCCAAUUCGGCUACCCUUUGCUCCUUGAGAACAUCCUUGAAGAGCUUGAUCCAGCCUUGGAGCCCGUACUCAAGAAAACAAUCUUCCGAGCCGGUUCGUCGUGGCAGAUCCAGCUUGGGGAUAGCGUUAUCGAGUACAAUCAAAAGUUCAAGUUCUACAUGACCACAAAGUUACGCAAUCCUCAUUAUUUUCCAGAGGUUGCAGUCAAGGUAACACUUCUGAAUUUCAUGAUUACACCAGAGGGUCUGCAAGACCAGUUGUUGGCCGAGGCUGUGAAGCAUGAAAGACCAGAAUUAGAAGAGGAGAAAACCCAGUUGGUAUUGCAGGGUGCCGAGAAUGCUAAGCAACUAAAAGAAACUGAAGACCGAAUUAUAGAGGUAUUGUCAAGCGCUGAGGGGAAUAUCCUAGAAGAUGAAACGGCGAUUAAUAUCAUUUCUUCGUCGAAGGUGUUGUCCACAGAGAUUGAAGAGAAACAGAAGAUUUCUGUAGUAACAGAAGCCAAGAUCGAUCAGGCGCGAUUGGGCUACGUCCCAGUCGCCAUACAUGUCUCAGCUCUUUUCUUUACUGUCUCCUCUCUUGCCAACAUUGACCCCAUGUACCAGUACUCACUUUCAUGGUAUUUAAUAUUGUUCAAUUCAGCAAUGGUCAAGUCAGAGAAGUCCAAAGACCUUCAAAAACGAAUAGCUAUCUUGAAUGAUUUCUUCCAAUAUAUGCUGUACUGCAAUGUUGCGCGAAGCCUCUUCGAGAAAGACAAGAUGCUGCUGUCUUUGCUCAUAUGCACUACAAACAUGAGAAGAGAAGGUCAUUUUGAUGAACAGGAGUGGAGAUUCUUUCUGGCUGGUCCAUCAUCUACCUCGAAAGUUCCGGAACCUAACACUUCCAAAUGGCUGUCUGAUAAGCUGUGGAAUGAAAUGGUCAAGCUUUCGAAGUUCCCUGCAUUUUCGGGAUUGUCAGAUUCGUUUUCUACAAAUUUGCAAGGCUGGCAAGUUUUCUACAACUCUCAGGAUCCCUAUAGUGAAACAAUGCCUGAGAAUUGGCCCACAAAGCUGAGUAGUUUCCGGAGACUUCUUGUCAUUCGCGUAAUCCGACCGGACAAACUUAUAGGUGCUAUCAGUAGCUUCCUACUUGAGGCUAUGGGACAACGCUACAUUGAGCCUCCCGGGUUCAAUAUAGCAGGUGCAUUCGGUGAUUCGGGACCGCUCAUCCCCCUCAUAUUUAUGCUCUCUGCAGGAUCUGAUCCAAUGUCAGCUUUACUCAAGUAUGCUGAAGAAGAUAGACACGAGGUUGUCACGAUCUCACUUGGCCAAGGACAAGGGCCAAAAGCAGCGGAGUUGAUUUCAUCAGGAAUAAGAAAUGGAGAUUGGGUGGUGCUGCAAAAUUGUCACCUGGCCCCUUCGUGGAUGCCGUCGUUGGAAAAGAUUUGCGAGGAUCUUACAGUUGAAACAACGAACGUCGGGUUCCGGUUAUGGCUUACAAGCUACCCAUCCAAUCAAUUUCCCGUAGCUAUUCUCCAGAGUGGAGUUAAGAUGACAAAUGAGUCGCCUAAAGGACUACGAGCAAAUAUGAUUCAGAGCUAUUCAAGUUAUCCUGUAAAUGAUCCAAUUUAUUUUAACGAGAUCCAAGGGGACAAAGGUCCAGUUUGGAGGAAAAUGUUAUUUGGGCUUUGCUUUUUCCACGCUGCCGUCCAGGAGCGUGUGAAGUUCGGUCCUCUUGGAUGGAACAUUCCCUACCAAUUCAGUGAUCCUGACUUGAAAAUUAGCAUGAGGCAGUUGCAAUCUUUCCUCGUCGAAUGGCCUGAUAACGUACCAUGGAAGGCGCUGAACUAUGUGACGGGAGAGUGCAACUAUGGCGGCAGGGUGACUGACGGCCAUGACAGGAGGACACUUCUCAGCAUCCUUGCCGUCAUCUACCAUCCUGAGAUUCUGGAACACGAGUACAGGCUGUCGCCCUCUGGCAUCUACUACGUCCCCGAAGAUUGCGAAUGGCAGGAUUACGUCGACCAUAUUAAAAAAUUUCCCCUUAUUGCCACACCGGAAGUCCUUGGCUUACAUGAGAAUGCUGACAUCACAAAGGAUCAACAAGAAGUGGACCUGCUACUCAGCUCAAUACGCUCUACCCAGGCCCAAAGUAAAACAGGCGAGGGACGAAGUCGGGAGAGAAUUAUCAUGGAUAUCGUGGUUGAUCAGCGGAAUCGACUGCCACCCUCCUUCGAUUUGGAGUUAGCCCGAUUCAAGUACCCUGUCCGCUACGACGAGAGCAUGAACUCGGUUCUUGUUCAGGAAAUGGUUCGGUUCAACAAGCUCACAGAUGUGAUCCGUUCGAGCUUGGGGACGCUCCUGAAGGCACUCCAAGGACUGGUCGUUAUGUCGAGCGCAAUCGAGACCUUGUCGAACAACUUUUUCGACCUAAAGAUGCCGGUUUUGUGGGCACCCUCCAGCUACCCCACCAUGAUGCCUCUUGGCAGCUACUUCAAUGAUCUUGUGGCUCGGCUCAACAUGCUCCAAACCUGGAUGGACAAUGGCCCUCCCGCUCAGUUUUGGAUCAGUGGCUUCUUCUUCACACACGCAUUUUUAACUGGAGUGCUGCAAAAUUAUGCCAGAAAAUAUAGGAUUCCCAUAGACACAGUCUGCUUCGAGUUCAACACCUUGAAGCAGGUGGGCGAUUACAGCGAAAGGCCGGAGGACGGCUGUUAUAUCUACGGAAUGUUCAUGCAUGGAGCUCGCUGGGACGACGACGAAAGCUCCGUCAUGGAAUCGUAUGAAAAGAUCCUGUUCUCAGAUGCGCCCAUGCUGUGGCUUCUUCCAACUACGAUGGCAAAGAAGAGGCGUCAGAGAUGCUACAUGUGCCCAUUGUAUCGUACAUCUGAGCGACGGGGCGUGCUAGCAACGACGGGCCACUCCUCCAACUUCGUCUUCAACGUGGAGUUGCCCACAAUCGAGGACCCUGAUCACUGGGUACGCCGGGGAGUCGCCAUGCUUCUGUCACUGAACGACUGAACUGCUUUGCGCGUUCAAUCACAGCAACUAAUGCAUAUGCGAUUGCUUCCAAACGUCGGCCAUCUGAGUGAGCUCCUGCAGACUCGAUUGGCAAAAAAUCUACCACCGGAUUCUGGCAACAAACUUCACUGGAAGACGUCAUAUCUUCGACCAAUGUCACACCUCGACUAGAUGAUCAGUCUAGUGGCUUCCCAACUCACACGCUUUUACUUACCAAUGAGCUUGGAGUCAUGUUUGUUGUAGUCUGAGCACACCCAGCUGACCAGACUAUGGAUCCAUCCAAUUUUGUAGCAAAUGCAAUGGCAGCUCAGAGACAGUGUUGGCUCCCUUGAAGGUGAGUUUGAUCAAAAUGACAAAAAAUGGCACUAAAUCCGAAGUUUUUAAAAUUUUGAAUGAGAAGUCUCAAGAUACUUUAGCAAAAUUUUAGCAAAGUUAAUUUUAAGAGAAGAAGAGGUUGAUUACAAGAUUUUGCUCAACUAACAGUUUCUUGUGUGACCAACACAUUGUUAAGAAUAAAUUGUUAGAAGAUAAAGGUGGUUUGGUUAGGAUGGAUCAUCUUCACUACUAUGGAUUGAUUGCAAUAGGUCUCCAAUUUUUUAGUAAAAUUUGAAUGUUCCCUUUGUGUAAGAAGGUGAUAAAUCUUUUGAUAAUGUUUUGUAGAAAAUGGCACUGAAAUAACACUUGAUUAAUUAUGGAGAUAUAGUCUUCUCUAAUAAUAUACCCAAAUAAUUUUAAAAGUUC
This is a messenger RNA of Physcomitrium patens, 14819 nucleotides long. The record is from RefSeq and is a predicted model, not a curated record. NCBI's taxonomy places the organism in Eukaryota, Viridiplantae, Streptophyta, Bryopsida, Funariales, Funariaceae.